This is a messenger RNA of Angiostrongylus costaricensis, 1722 nucleotides long. NCBI's taxonomy places the organism in Eukaryota, Metazoa, Nematoda, Chromadorea, Rhabditida, Metastrongylidae. The record is from the annotation of a GenBank genome assembly.
CACCUGGAGCAAACUUGCCCAGAAACGGAACCAGAUCGCGGUCAAUGGUCAGGGAAGCUGGAUUUUUUGAUGAGUAUGAUAGCGUAUGCUGUUGGACUCGGAAAUGUGUGGCGUUUUCCGUACUUGUGUUUCAAAAACGGUGGCGGUUCAUUUUUGGUUGUGUAUGCGAUUUUCUUCUGUUUGGCUGCUGUACCGAUUUUUAUUAUGGAGGUUACAAUUGGUCAAUACUUGCAAAGAGGUGCUAUGGAAAUGUGGAAGAUGUGUCCGAUUUUUAAAGGAGUUGGUAUUGGCAAUGUGGUGAUCGCUUUUAUGUGUAUAGCCUAUUUUUGUGUGAUUAUUAGCUGGGCGAUCUUCUACAUGAUUUCCUCGUUUCAUAGCGUUUUUCCGUGGGAAUCCUGCGAUAACUAUUGGAAUGAUAACACUUGUGUAACGGGAAGGGAAAGUUCGUUGGCGUUAGCGAGAAUAGCGAAAAACCUUUCCCGUUCUGGUGCACGAACACAAACCUCUGUGGAACAGUUUUGGGAACGUCGUGUACUACAACAAACGAGCUCGAUCGACGAAUUUGGUAGUAUUCAGUGGGAAUUGCUGGCGAUUAUGUUUCUUUCGUGGCUUAUCGUCUACUUUGCUUUGUGGAAAGGAAUUACACAGGCUAGAAAAUUUGUGUAUUUCUGCGCCUUGUUUCCGUAUUUCCUGCUGUUUGUUCUGCUUGUUCGUGGUGUAACACUCGAAGGGGCUGGAGAAGGUAUUUACUAUUAUCUGAAGCCUAACAUGACUCGUCUGUCCGACACCACAGUUUGGAAAGACGCUGGAACACAGGUGUUCUAUUCAUAUGGUGUCGGCUUUGGCGCUCUAAUCGCACUAGGAUCUCACAAUAAAUUCAACCACAACUGUUUCAGAGACGGCUUAGUGAUGUGCGUUAUUAACGGCUCUACCUCAAUUCUUGCCGGUUUUGUAGUUUUUUCCAUUCUUGGAUACAUGUCAUUCAUUGCGCAAAAGGACAUCGCUGAAAUAGUGAAACCAGGUGUUGGUCUGGCCUUUCUUGCAUAUCCGGAAGUGGCCAGUAAUCUACCAGCAAAGCAAAUUUGGUCUUGUCUUUUUUUCCUCAUGAUCACCAUUCUGGGCUUAGACAGCCAGGUAUGUAUGAUGGAAGGCCUAUUCACUGCAUUGGAGGAUUCGUUCCCAUUUAUCUUACGAAAACACAAAAAAGUCUCUUUAGCAGUCACGUGCUUAAUAUUCUUUAUCAUUGGAAUUCCGAUGGUUACAAAUGCUGGUGCUCACUGGCUCCAAUUGGUCGAUAACUACGGUGCCAGUGGUUAUGCGUUGUUAUUCGUCGUAUUUUUUGAGGUCGUAGGUCUAUCAUGGGGAUUUGGGGCCGAACGAAUUCUUGCUGCAAUGAAGGAGAUGGUUGGCAUCAAACUCUCCUAUCCAUGGAUCAUCAUAUGGAAAUUCGCUGCUCCAUCAACAUGUGCUGUUUUGUUCUUCUUCUGUGUUAUCUACUACCAACCGCUCAAAUAUCCGAACGGCACUGAUUAUCCGGUCUGGGCGAAUGUUUUCGGUCUUUUUUUGUCAUCAUGUUCGAUGAUCGUCAUUCCUGCCUAUGCCGUCUACUACUUGUUAUUCACUAAUAAACAAAUUUUGGGCUUUGUAAGAAAAAAUUGCACUCUUGGAGAACUCACUCUUCGCUCCUGCGUCCGAAUCGAAAGGGAUCCUGUCUGCUGUUGA